AUGGGGCUCCUCCUAUUCUUCAGAGCAGGCAGAGAGGCUAUAGACCCCCCUUAUCCUAGGGACUCGAGUCUUCGGCUCAAAAAGCGCUGUUGGGUUUUUGGUAUUGAUACGCUUGGUGAUGAUGAGGGGCAAGAGGCACCUCAAGAAGGCCUGCCACCAGAGUUGUACGAGGUAGUUGCACAGGAGUAUGCGAGCCGGCACUUUGCAAUCUCACCAGCGGACGCACACCCGUACGCCUGCACCGUGUGCGAUGCAACUUUCUCCCAGGCACAACACUUGCAGGUGCAUCAGCGGACACACACAGGCGAGCGCCCGUAUGCCUGCACCGAGUGCAAGGACGAUUUUGCACAGAGCACCCACCUACGUACACAUACAUAUUACUAUCACACCACCGAGGGCAAGCAGAAGCGCAAGCGCGAGGAGGUACGGAUCGCGAAGCUCCUCGAGGGGUCCAGCAUCGACUUCAAGCGGGAGCAUUAUGUCAACUUUGGCUGUCUGCAAGGCACGUUCGCUCGCGCGGACUUUGUCAUCAUCCAGAAUGGCAAGGUUGUCGUGCUGGAGGUCGACGAGUACCAGCACGAAUCCUAUGGGGUGGCAUGCGACGUUGCUCGGAUGGCCAAGAUCUAUGAGGCCUGGCUGCUCGAAGGGAAUGGUCUGCCGGUGCGAUUCCUUCGCUACAACCCAAACGCGUACCACGUGGAUGGCAAGAAGCAGAAAGUCAAGAGGGCCGCCCGGGAGGAACGCCUUCUCGAAGCCAUUCGAGAGGCAUCAGAAGCGGACGGGGACGGCAUGCAAGUGCGCUAUAUGUACUAUGACGUGGUCUCCGGCAAGCCUGCAAUCAUGCAGGAUCCAGCAUUCACCAUCAGUGACUGCUGUGUAGAGGCAAUAUACUAG
Messenger RNA from Klebsormidium nitens, 894 nucleotides. Lineage: Eukaryota; Viridiplantae; Streptophyta; Klebsormidiophyceae; Klebsormidiales; Klebsormidiaceae. The record is from the annotation of a GenBank genome assembly.